CAGUGAACGCUCAGCAUCUAGAAACGAAAGCGCGAGCCUGGUACGCGUGAAAACCGCCUGCAUCUUGCCAAAACGACACCGAAACCGAAUCCCAGCAUCUUUUUUAAUGUGGUUGGAGAGCUCAUUUCUGCACGGACUCCGUGUACCAGUUCAGACUGUCUGAGAGCAGCGGUGUUGAAGGACAGAAGCGGAGAGGGUUUCUAUAGCGGGACAGAAGAUGCUGCUGCUGCUUCUUCAUUGACGGCUCUGGUCCACCUCAUGAGUUAUACACACAAAAACACAACGGCACAACACUCGUGUUCUUGAUCACGAGUUUAAAACGGGUUCCUUUUGUGCCUCUUUUGUCUCCCACGUGCAAGAAAGUGGAUCCGUAUUUGAGGAGUGUCAGCGGAGCAGGCCUGUGCAAGACAGGGAGAGGAAAACUUCACAGAAGAUGAGGAAAAGCCGGAGCGUUCUGACUGUGUCACCUAAUGAGGACAGUAAAGAGCCUCCAGACUGCAGACUAAGUGAAUCUUUCACAUCUUCGGGUUCCACGCUGGGGGUAGACCUGCGGCGGAGGCGGCGGCGUUUCUCCGGUAACCUACAGUUGCCUCCUUUAUCAUGGCGGCAGACGGAGAGGUCCCGCAGUCCAGACGACGAGAUCAUGGCAAGACCAACUACACUGCCCUUCAUUACACCCCCUCGCAUUGACAUCACACCUGUGGACUCUGAGUGUUUCGAUGUGGAAAAUGGCCCAUCUGCAAGCUGUAGUCCUUUGGACCCCCAGGCCUCACCAGGUUCUGGCCUGGUUCUACACACAAACUUUCCCGGCCACAACCAGCGGCGAGAGUCCUUCCUCUACCGCUCAGACAGUGACUAUGACCUCUCACCAAAGUCGAUGUCUCGAAAUUCUUCUAUCGCCUCAGAACUGCAUGGGGAUGACUUGAUAGUCACACCUUUUGCUCAGGUUCUAGCAAGCCUUCGAAGUGUCAGAAACAACUUUACUGUCUUGACCAACGUUCAGUGCACAUCUAACAAGUGA
This is a messenger RNA of Sinocyclocheilus grahami, 1021 nucleotides long. Its product is annotated as cAMP-specific 3',5'-cyclic phosphodiesterase 4B-like. Lineage: Eukaryota; Metazoa; Chordata; Actinopteri; Cypriniformes; Cyprinidae. The transcript is spliced from 6 exons. The coding region runs from base 434 to 1021 and encodes 195 amino acids. The record is from RefSeq and is a predicted model, not a curated record.